UGCAGCCUUGCCUGCUCUCAGCUGGUGCUGCGACCUCACCACCAGUCUCUCUCUCUGCUCGUUCUCCUUACUUUUAGCGAACUUUGUUUUUAAGUGCCUGGUGCGUUGCGCAUCUCCAGUCGACGGCUUUUAUUUUUUGUUUUGGGAUAAAACUCGCUCAUGCAAGAUGGACUGACUAAAUUAACAGCCCAGCAAAGAGUGGAUACUCAGGAGGGGGGAGAAGAAGCGUGUUUCUUGAGUGCGACCUUUCUGCGGGCUGAGUUACCAUCAUGGAAGAGGACGACGGGCAUCUUGAAAACGGUGUCCACGCCACUAAAGACUCGGACCGACAGCAGCGUCUCAGGCUUUGCGUUUUAAAUGAGAUACUGAACACCGAGAGGGAUUAUGUUCGGACAUUGCUUUUCCUUCAGUCGGCGUUUUUGCACAGAAUCAGACAAACUGCAGACGACCAGCAAUGUCUUUCACCUGAGCAUGUCAAGAUCCUGUUUUCAAACAUUGAGGACAUCCUGGAGUUGCACAAAGAGCUGUUGUCUGCUGUGGAGGCCAUUUUGCAGCCAGAACCCCAGCCCCAGCAUGCACUGGGACACGUGUUCCUCCAGUUUAAGGAGAGUUUCUCAGUAUACGGCGAGUACUGCAGUAACCAUGAAAAGGCUUUGCGGCUUCUCAUGGAGCUGAACAAGAUCCCCAAUAUCAGGACCUUCUUACUGCACUGUAUGCUACUUGGAGGGAAGAAAAGUACAGAUAUUCCUCUGGAGGGCUACCUUCUCUCCCCAAUUCAGAGGAUCUGCAAGUACCCUCUGCUGCUGAAGGAGCUACUUAAAAGGACUUCUAAGAAGCAUUCAGAUUAUCCAGCGGUGGAAGAGGCUCUGCAGGCCAUGAAGGCUGUCUGCUCCAACAUCAAUGAGACCAAGAGGCAGAUGGAGAAGCUGGAGGCUCUGGAACAGCUGCAGUCUCACAUUGAAGGCUGGGAGGGAACCAACCUGACAGAUAUUUGCACAGAGUUGCUGCUUCAUGGAAAUCUCCUCAAAAUCUCGGCAGGCAAUAUCCAGGAACGGGUCUUCUUUCUGUUUGACAACCUUCUGGUUUACUGUAAAAGGAAGUCCAGGGUUUCUGGAAAGAAGUCUACCAAGAGGACCAAGUCUAUCAAUGGCCCCCUCUAUGUGUUCAGAGGCCGAAUCAACACAGAGGUGAUGGAGGUGGAAAAUGUAGAAGAUGGAACAGCGGACUAUCACAGCAACAACUACACAGUGACUAAUGGCUGGAAGAUCCACAACACCGCUAAAAACAAGUGGUUUGUCUGCAUGGCCAAAAAUGCAGAGGACAAGCAGAAAUGGCUGGAUGCCAUCUUGAGGGAACGGGAGCAAAGAGAGAGUCUCAAGCUGGGAAUGGAACGAGAUGCCUAUGUGAUGAUUGCAGAGAAAGGGGAGAAGCUCUACCACAUGAUGAUGACCAAGAGUAGACACCUGAUUAAAGACAGGCGCAGGAAGCUCAGCAUUGUGCCCAAGUGCUUCAUGGGAAAUGAGUUUGUGUCAUGGCUGUUAGAAAGUGGAGAGAUCAGUAAAGCUGACGAAGGGGUCAACUUGGGACAAGCCUUGCUGGAAAAUGGCAUCAUCCACCACGUGUCAGACAAGCACCAGUUCAAGAAUGAGCAGGUGCUGUAUCGCUUCCGCUAUGAUGAUGGCACCUACAAAGCCCGCAGUGAGAUGGAGGACAUCAUGUCAAAGGGCGUCAGGCUGUACUGCCGCCUUCACAGCCUCUACACGCCAGUCAUCAAGGACAGAGACCACCACCUGAAAACCUUUAAAUCUGUGGUGCCUGCUAGCAAAUUGGUGGAGUGGCUCAUCUCUCAGGGAGACUGCUCGACCCGAGAGGAUGCUGUGACGCUGGGUGUGGGGCUCUGCAACAAUGGCUUCAUGCAUCACGUCUUGGAGAAGAGCGAGUUUAAAGAUGACUCCCAGUUCUUUCGUUUUUAUGCUGACGAGGAAACCGAGGGAACUAGCAGCAAAAGCAAGCAGCUCCAGCGAAAUGACUUCAAACUUAUAGAGAACAUCUUAGCCAAGUCCCUUGUGAUUCAUCCCGAGGAGGAAGGCUACGGCUUCGAGAUUGAGGAGAAAAACAAGGCCAUUGUGGUGAAAUCUGUCACCAGGUGCUCACAUGCUGAGAUGGCGGGCCUGCAGGUGGGCAGGAAGAUCUACACCAUCAACGAGGACCUGCUGUUCCUCAGGCCGUUCUCAGAGGUGGAAACCAUGAUUAACCAAGCCUUUUGCAUACGACGCUCUCUACGGCUGCUGGUUGCCACCAAAGCCAAGGAGAUUGUGAAGAUCCCUGACAACCCAGACAGCCUCUCCUUCAGACUCUGCGGAUCUGCGCCUCCUCAUGUCCAUGCUGUCAGGAAAGGCUGGGAGGCAGCAGGAGCGGGUCUUCAGCCUGGCCAGGUCAUCCUAAAAGUUAAUGGCAAUAAUGUCAAUCACAGUGACUACCAGGAGGUCCUGGAUCACUUCACCGCCCAAAACACUCACCAGGAGCAACCCCAAGCGUGUCACUGGGUGUAUCGUGCUUUUGAGGAUGUGGAGGAGCUACAAAGAGAAACAGGUGCAGAUGAGAAGGAUGAGAGCCCUUUCAGGCCUUACCCGGUGGAGAACGGCUCCGACCAUGAGGAGGAGAAUGGCACCAAUGGAACAGACCACAGGCUUGCCAGACUUUCUCUCUGUGAUGAGCUGCCUCUGGUCAGCCUGACGGUGGAUAACGUUCACCUGGAACAUGGUGUGGUUUAUGAAUAUGUGAGCACUGCUGGCAUCAAGAGCCAUGUCCUGGAGAAGAUAGUGGAGCCCAAAGGCUGUUUCAUCCUCACUGCUAAGAUCCUGGAUGCCUUUUCUGGUGAUGACAGCCUCUUUGUACGUAACUGUAGCCAGCUCAUCUCCCAGAGUGAUCGGGUCGUUACUAUGCCACAGUACGAGUUCAGACAGAUCUGUGACACCAAGUUGGAGAGUAUAAGACGCCGUAUCAGCAGCUACCAACAGUUUGCCCAGGAACUAAGGAACAAAGUGUGGCCGUCCUUCAGGCAGGCUGGCAUUCGCCCUCACCCGCUGGGCUGCAUGGACUUUGUUCCCACCAACUGUCACAUCAACUUGAUGCAGGUCUCCUAUCCCAAAAGCACAACCUCUGCUGGCAGGACUUUCAGUAUACGCUUUGGUCGCAAAAACUCUAUCUUUGGUCUGGACCCGGACCAAGCACAACUGAACCCCAUGUCCCACACUCAGCAUUGCAUGACCACCAUGGGAGCUCCUUCCUGGAGCUGCUCCGGCCUUGAAGGGGAUGAGACAGAUGGCAGCGAGGAGGUGACUUUAGGUGGAGGUGAUGGUUUGAUGGACGGUCGACGGAGCAUCCACGGAGAAGGUGGGCUGAGUUUCCUCCUCAAACAGGAAGACACAGAGACGCAGGACUCCUACAUCUACUUGUACAGCCGCUUGGAUGUUGCUGUAAGGGAAAUGAGGCAAUACGUUGCCCAAAUAGAUGUCCUCCUGUCAUCUAUCACUGAGCCCACACAGCCCCAAGGGGAGGGUGGGGACCCUCCAGUCUACGAGCCAAACCAGUCACCCUCUCUGGCCCCCUGCGAGGAUGGCUGUGACCAGGACAAAACGGAGCAAGGUGGCAUUAAGAGAGUCUGCUUUAAAGUGAAUGAAGAGGACCAGGAGGACUCUGGUCAUGACACAAUGAGCUACAGGGACUCCUACAGUGAAUGCAACAGCAACAGAGACUCGGUUCUGUCCUAUACCAGUGUGCGAAGUAACAGCUCUUACCUGGGGAGUGAUGAGAUGGGAUCAGGCGAUGAGCUGCCGUGUGACAUGAGGAUCCCUUCUGACAAACAGGACAAGCUGCAUGGCUGUCUCGAGCACCUUUUCAACCAGGUUGACUCAAUUAACAGCCUCCUCAAAGGGUCAGUCAUGACUAAAGCCUGUGAGGAGACCAAGCACUUUCACUCUGACCACAGCCAGCCAGAGUUUCGUCAAACUGAAGACUGGACUGCCCGCUGCCGUUAUAUUAUCCACAAGAACAUCCAGGAGGACCCUUGGAACCUGCCCAACUCAAUCAAAAACCUGGUGGAGAGCCUACAGAGAUUUGUAGAUGAUGGAAAGAACCAACUUCUUCUGGCUCUGCUUAAGUGCACAGACACAUCUUUGCAGCUGCGACGGGAUGUGAUCUUCUGCCAGGCGGCAACCGGUGCCCUGUGCACGCUUGCCGAACAGCUGCUUACGGCCUUGAGGUCACGGUUCAACAACGCUGGCGAGUACCAGGAAGACAGCAAAGAGACCAGCCGCAAGUGGCUAGAACAAAUAUCCGCCAUUGGUGUUUUGCUACACUUUCAAUCCACACUAGCGCCACACCUGAAAGAGGAGCGGACCAUGCUGGAGGACACCAAGGCAGCCCUGUUGGAUUUGGACAAAGUCACUGUGUUCUUCAGGCAACUGGAGGAUGAGUGUCUAGUUGCAAACACACCAGUGUGUUACCAGGUGGAGGGCAGCCGACAAGCCCUGAGGGUCACCAUGUACCUAGACAGCUGUCACUUUAGUGAGCUGCCCAGCCGGCUGCAAAAUGGAGGCAGCCUCAAGCUCCACACCGUCCUCUUCACCAGGGCUCUGGAGCGUCCGGAGGGAGUUUCCCAACAGGAUUAUAUAGACAUGGAGGAGUUCCAGCAGCGCACCAAUGCCAUCUCACUAGAGAAGGUCAAGGCCUACUACCGCAGACUCAGAGCUUUUUAUUUGGAAAAGUCUAAUCUCCCUACAGACUCAAACUCCACAGCGAUGAAGAUAGACCAGAUACUGGGCCUUGAAGUUAGAGAUCUUCAACCAAGCAUUUCAAAACUGCUGCGACCACUCAACACACUGGACGACCUCUGUCGACUAAUGCAGUCCUAUGUCAACGUGCGUCCGAAUGCUCAGGGCCACCCCUCAGGAGUCAGCAUGCUGUGCGUGUCCUCCGAGCUGUGUAACCGCCUGGGAGCCUGCCACAUUACCAUGUGUGGCACUGGCAUGCAGAGAUGCACUCUAAGUGUGACCCUGGAGCAGGCAAUGAUAUUAGCCAGGAACCACGGCCUCUUGCCUCGAUGCAUCAUGCAGACAAUGGACAUAAUGAGGAAACAGGGGGCAAGAGUUGAACUCUCUGCUAAAAACCUAAAGGUAAUGGACAAGAUGCCUCCAUUAGCGCCAAGGCUCUUCAAGCUGUGUUUGCCACCCUCAGAUGGAGAACUCUAAGCACUCCAGAGAAUUUAUCACACCAAGUGAAAAUGCAGAGGUGGAAGAUAUUUAGAGGAAUAUCAGAGAAACAAAGAGUCUGAGUUUUAUCUCUUACCUUUUAAAAGACACUGCCAGUAAAAAGACCUUUGCCCCAUAACCCCACCCCUCCCUGAGGUUAAACAAGGAUCAUUCCAGCAAGGAUACCACCAGAGUCUCCAGUGAAAGGUACAACCUAAGCAAGACUUUUCAGAAAACACAAACAUCUUCGCAGAUCAACUGCAACAAGACUUUGGCAAAUGAGGGCCCAAGAGUGUGUUAAAUUGUUACGCUCAAGUAGACUUCCUGGUAGCAUAACUGAUUUGGAUGUCUUCCUACAGAAAUCUCACAUAAGACUUGACAACUGGUGCGAAUAAUCCACAACGUAAGAAUACAAGAAUGCCUCAUAAAGACAGUGGCCACAGUGGUUAUUGCUCAUAACUGAGCUUGUAUUAUUAACUGGAAUAACCAAACUACCUGUAGUUGACUGUCAUCUAAAAUGCAGAUGUUAUUCACUUUGCCUUGGACUGCAAACUCCAGAGAGCUCUCUUCCCCUGUGUGGGCUGGUGUUCCCCAGGGCUCAGUGUUUGGACCACAAGUGAUGUAGAUUAGUUGAAUACGCUGGUAUUCAUGUGUGAUAGCCUGCUGAAUAGAUGCAGAAAGUCAAAGAAUAGACAGCGAGAUGGAAGUAGAGAUUGAGGGACAGAUGAAAAGAUAAUAAAAGGGGGCUGUAUUUGUUUUUCCCUUCAGCCCGUUGCAUGUGGUUACUGUGCAAUUACUGUAGGUUUAGCGUGAGUACUGUAUUACUGAACUAUAUGAAGGAUAGUUAUUUAUUGUGUCCAGAAGGAGCGUUUUUAUCGCUUACUUAUACUAUAUCAGGUAUUAGAAUCUAAAAGCAUUCCAGUCUACGUAUUGAACAGUAUUUAAAGGACCAAUGGCAUGCCUUUUUUUUUUAAAGAUAUGCCUGCUAUUUCAUUUUAUUUAAGUGUUUUGAAUUUGACCAUGUCAGGAAUUACAUUAAUCAUCAGGGAGUGCAAGGGAUGGCAGGACUGAAGCUAACUAAUCAGAAUCAGGACAUGGGUAACUGAAACAAAAUAAACAAGGCUGUUUGUCAACAAGCAGUCAAGUCAACAAGCUAUAAUAUUGAAUCACUGUUAAAUUAUUAAUAUAUUAAUUAAAAUGUUUUAGUUGAAGGAUUCCCUUCUGUUAACUGAGAUGUUAACUGACUUUUUUAAAAUUGGCUUUUAUGUUGUCUUAAAACGGUUGUGUUUUCUGUAGGUAUUAAAAGAAGCACAAAGAUUGGUCCAAUCAGUGUUAGAAAAAGUACUGUAAUCAGUUUUAGGAUUAUGUAAACAAAGGGAUUGUUUGGUGACUGAAAAAUGGUUAACAUUGGUUUACUUCAGAUUUUAUUUUCUUGUAAAUAAAGAUUGUAACAAUGCUAGAAGAGAAGAUAGGGCACGUGUUACAGCAGCAGAGUAAUGCUAUAAAUUAUAUUGGAUUAUUUUUAUGCAAACAGUAUACUAUAUAAAGUGUUUUGUAUUGUGACUGUGCAUUAUAAGAGAAGCUGGUUUGAGCGUAACCUCACUGACAACUUGUUUAUGACUGUUUAAAAAAUGUUUCAUUUCAAGAACCUCUCUUGACAUGCUGCAUUCAUUAGGCAGAUCACUUAGUCCUUUUUAUUUAUUUAAAAGUGGUCUGGUUCCAAAUGAGACGGUCAGAACAGUCUCUACACAUCCCUUGGCAGUAGCAUGACCACUGCAAAUUUACAUCCAUCAGCUGACAUAUAAAACUUGUGGUUAUUUGAUUUUUUUUAUAUCAUUUCAUCUUAACUUGGCUCUGAAUCUGAGCAGUGUAAAAUAUAAUGUUCCAUUAAAGCAUUAGUUACCUGAAGCCCAUGGGUGAUACCAGUUCAGAUUAGCUAAUGACUGCAGCAUGUUGUUGUAGCUGGACAAAGGCAUCACUGAGUCCACUUUUUUUUGCAUUAUUCUAAUGUUUCUUUAUUGUAAAUACUUUAUCUGCUAUUUUAUUUUGCUUGAAAAUAACUGUACAAAGUAUUUUUGCCGAAUCUUUCUAAAAUGAUCAUUGUAAAUGGAAUCUUAACAAGUUAGUGAAUAAAAUGUUCUUGGUAUGACAAUA
Molecule: messenger RNA, 7406 nt
Organism: Melanotaenia boesemani (Boeseman's rainbowfish)
Lineage: Eukaryota; Metazoa; Chordata; Actinopteri; Atheriniformes; Melanotaeniidae
Gene: prex1
Product: phosphatidylinositol-3,4,5-trisphosphate-dependent Rac exchange factor 1
Exons: 41
Coding region: 270-5252 (1660 amino acids)
Biological process (GO): intracellular signal transduction
Molecular function (GO): protein binding; guanyl-nucleotide exchange factor activity
Source: RefSeq, a predicted model, not a curated record